This is a messenger RNA of Camellia sinensis, 775 nucleotides long. Lineage: Eukaryota; Viridiplantae; Streptophyta; Magnoliopsida; Ericales; Theaceae. The record is from RefSeq and is a predicted model, not a curated record.
AUGUGCAAGUACUUUUGUAGCCAAAAAUGGAUAGUGUCUGAGAUUGAGAGAGAGCGAUCCGAGGACAUUGUUCGCAACAACGAUGGAGAUGGGUCCGAUAGAAGAGACGAUCAUCGGAAGAAGAAACAGAGAGAGCAUGGGUUCGGUGGGAGUUUCAGAAAAGCGAAGAGGGUUGCUCUGUUUCAAUUCAGAAAGGCCGAGAAACAACUCCACAGGAAGAACAAGAAGGGUUCAAAUCAAUCUUCUUCGAUUACUGGCUGUUUAGGGCUGCCAGUGACUCGGUGUCAUUUGACGAAGAGUUGGAAUAUAGAAAUGUUGGGAGAGGGACCAAAUAUCAAGAAAUGCAAUGCUAGUUAGAAUGCAACGCACCAGGGGUGGAAUGUGUUAAUGCCGUCUGUGAUAGAGUUUGUUUCUUGUCCUCUUUAUAGGCUUUGGCCCCCUUUCCUUUUAGGGGUACAAUCCAAUUUGAUAUUGGAGGGCACCGCGUGACAUGUAACUUGAGACACUGAUUUCUUUUCUUUUUUCCUUUGUGGAAGACUUCUUGUCAUCCAACUCUCUUGGAAUCGCUUUUUUCCUUUAUUAACGAUAGUCUCUUUUAUUGCCGUUCAAAAAACAAGAAUAUGUUGUAGGUGGGGUUUGAGUGCCACGAGAUCGCAAUGUAAUCAAGUUGUAAACUUUUUCCUAUAACUGAAGCAUUUCUCUGGUGGAUAAGAUUAUGGGAAAGACUACUAUUGAGAGAUUUGUGAUUAAUUUGAGUCAAGUAAAGUGCUCACAU